Rhodamnia argentea is the source of this 1475-nucleotide messenger RNA. Its product is annotated as probable serine/threonine-protein kinase PBL7. The transcript has 5 exons. Lineage: Eukaryota; Viridiplantae; Streptophyta; Magnoliopsida; Myrtales; Myrtaceae. Gene Ontology annotation, molecular function: protein kinase activity; ATP binding. Bases 110 to 1240 code for a protein of 376 amino acids. The record is from RefSeq and is a predicted model, not a curated record. Gene Ontology annotation, biological process: protein phosphorylation.
CUCUCUCUCUCUCUCUCCCCACCUCCCCUGCCUGUCCUAACCCAAGUGCGCUCUCUCUCUCUCUCUCUCUCUCUGUGAGUGCGAGGUAAGCGAGAAAUCACCAGAGAACAUGGGUUGGUGUCCCUGCUCUGGGAAAUCAAAGAAAACCACAAAGAAGAAGCACAGCACUAAAUCGGACUAUCAGAUCCAAUCAACUUCAGACAAACUGAAGGUAAAGCCGGCCUUCAAUGUAAGUAAGGAGGGGGAUAAGGAUGGAGGGUCUGAUCACAUUGCUGCUCACACUUUCACAUUUCGUGAACUGGCUUCUGCAACGAAGAAUUUCAGGUCAGACUGCCUCUUGGGAGAAGGCGGUUUUGGCAGAGUAUAUAAAGGGCGUUUGGAGGGUACAAAUCAGGUUGUUGCUAUUAAGCAACUUGAUCGCAAUGGGCUGCAAGGGAACAGGGAAUUUCUGGUCGAAGUCUUGAUGCUAAGCCUACUUCACCAUCCUAAUCUUGUAAAUUUAAUUGGUUAUUGUGCUGAUGGCGACCAAAGGCUAUUAGUUUAUGAAUAUAUGCCAUUGGGUUCUUUGGAAGAUCAUUUGCAUGACCUACCGCCAGACAGAAAGCGACUUGACUGGAGUACAAGAAUGAGAAUAGCUGCAGGCGCUGCGAAGGGUUUGGAGUAUUUGCAUGAUAAAGCCAAUCCCCCAGUCAUAUAUCGUGAUUUAAAAUGCUCGAAUAUCCUACUUGAUGAAGGUUAUCACCCCAAAUUAUCUGAUUUUGGUUUGGCCAAACUGGGUCCUGUUGGGGACAAGACUCAUGUAUCUACCAGAGUAAUGGGAACCUAUGGGUACUGUGCACCUGAAUAUGCAAUGACUGGGCAGCUUACGUUAAAAUCCGAUGUUUAUAGCUUCGGAGUGGUCCUUCUAGAAAUUAUCACUGGUAGAAAAGCAAUUGAUAACUCAAAAGCUGCUGGGGAGCACAAUUUGGUUGCAUGGGCCCGUCCCUUAUUUCGAGAUCGGAGGAAGUUUUCACAGAUGGCUGACCCGACACUGCAAGGGCAAUACCCGGCGAGAGGCUUAUACCAAGCUCUUGCUGUGGCCGCUAUGUGUGUUCAGGAGCAGCCUAACAUGAGGCCAGUCAUUGCAGAUGUGGUGACGGCGCUUAGUUAUCUAGCUUCCCAAAUGUACGACCCAGAUUCGGAGUCGGCUCAGAGUUUCCGUUCAAGUUCCUCCACUCCCAGAGCAAGAAGAGAUCAGUGAAAGGGAAAAAAGACAUUGUUGCAUUAACAUCACCGUUCAGAGGGAAUAGAAAUCGACGCCACAAUUGCUCUGUGGCUUCUUCAUGUGAGAAAGUUGAACUUCCUGGCCUUGUCUGUGAUUCAGAGGUCAUUCUGAUGGAGUUCUUUUUAAGAAAUUGCAGCGCUGCACAAAAAAUGGGAUUUUCAGUCCAGUCUAGAUGGUUGGUCAGAUGGAAUGCCAGUAGUUGCUUUGGCUG